Messenger RNA from Exophiala aquamarina CBS 119918, 2319 nucleotides. RefSeq lists its product as uncharacterized. The record is from RefSeq and is a predicted model, not a curated record. Bases 1 to 2319 code for a protein of 772 amino acids. Gene Ontology annotation, cellular component: cytoplasm. Gene Ontology annotation, molecular function: protein kinase binding. The transcript has 2 exons. NCBI's taxonomy places the organism in Eukaryota, Fungi, Ascomycota, Eurotiomycetes, Chaetothyriales, Herpotrichiellaceae.
AUGGAACGCCUGCAAACUGAGGAUGGCCAUCACUUCAUCCGUUCUUUGGCGCAGUUUAUCCGCCAACACGAGAAGGCUCUAGCAAACAGCCUCCAGCUGUCAGUCCACAGACGACAGACUUCACCCAAUGCUCCCUCACCCACCGCCUCGAAAAGCUCUUCAGGCACUACCACCGCCGCUACCACCGCCGCAUCCAACAAUGCUGCCAGCGCUCUGGCCGCCGCUUUUUCCUUUACAGGCCUUAGUUUCAGAUCACAUGCUACGAAAGCUGCCCUACUCACCUUGACCCCCCACCACCUAUUCUUCCUCCUCUCACGUAUGGAAGAAAUUGACAUCAUGGUGGGCUCGAUGAAUAUUCGACUGGAAAAUAUACACAAUGAUUCUUCGUCGAACUACGUGUCAUUUCUACAAUCACAUAAGCCGACCAAGGGCCGCAGCGACAAGGACUCGAUCCACUCCGUCUCAAGCAUGCGAAGUGUCAUGUCUGGGAUGAGUACAUUUUGGUCUUCUAUUGGUCUCGGAGGUUCUACGUCCAAGUCGGAAAAAGCAAAAGUUGUCGAGCAGGCGGAUCUGACAUACUUAUAUUCAGCCUUUACAAAACUCCCGUCUCUUCGGCUUACCACUGAUCACCGCGCACGCCUGAUCAAGAAUUACGAGGAGUUCCCUUUCGACACUGCGGUCCCUUUGUUUGCUUUCAAGAAUCUUCAGCAGCUUGACAUUGUAGACCUUGACUUCCGCCAGUUCUUUGGAUGGGACCGCCUGGCCGAGCAACUGACACUUCUGACCGUCAAGCGUGCAAAUGUGGAAGACCCAGCCGAGCUGCUGACUCACAUUGUGCUAGAUGAUGCUGAGAAACGACGGAGACGCUCAACCAAAGGCGGACGUGGCUCUCCAACGCCUACAUCAUCCUGGACGGUUCCUUCAACUCCAUGUGCCGAAUAUGCACAGUCCCACUCAGAUCCUGGUUCCCCUGCCAUGGGGAGCAUUGGCCAUGAGGAUCACAAUGACAAUGUGCUUAAAGAGAGGCCAUUAUCGGGGAGUGUGUCACCUAAGCGGCCAAGCCCUUCUCGCCCGGCCAGCUCGUACAGGCACGUACGCUCAUACUCAUCCAAGGCCAAGAGGUCAGGCUCUGGUAGCUCCAACUCGAGUGACUAUUCGAUUCAACCGCACCGUAGUGAGAGUGCCUCAAACCUCCUGAGUAUGAACAUUCUCCCCGCCUCCAAGUGGCAGAGACUGAAAUACCUGUCCCUGGCCGAUAACUCAUUGACUUCGAUCUCAGCCAAAAGCCUAGCUCCAGUAGCAACUACUCUUCGAUCUCUGAAUCUUUCUUCUAAUCUCUUCGCCGAGAUUCCCGAUGGUCUCGCAUCGCUCACGAGGCUUGGAUCACUUGAUCUGUCAAAUUGCUUGAUCGGGUCUCUGCAGUCAUUAUCAAAGUCCCCUUUGCCAGCGGUAUUGACUAUCAACCUGAAAGGCAACCGACUGAGAUCACUUGCUGGUGUGGAAAGGUUGCUGUCUCUCGAGCAACUUAACAUACAGGACAAUCAGAUUUCAGACUCAAUGGAGAUGGCUCGCCUCACCGGCAUUCCCAACUUGAAGCGAAUCUGGGUGAAGCGCAACCCGUUCACCAAGUCAUCCUCGGAUUAUCGGAUCGCGACGUUUAACCUGUUCAGAAAGACUCCCGGCUAUCUGGAGGAUAUCGUCAUUGAUGAAUCAGGACCAGGUUAUACUGAACGUAAACAGCUUGUCGAUCGGACACCCGAAGUUGAACGCCAACUAGCGCAGCCCUCCAUUCGCAUCGCAGAGCUACCUGUGAUCAUUCAGCAGCAUGACCCCUCCAAACCGAUGGGUAGUGUCACAGGUGAAACGGCCAUGAAAUCUACCCGUCGAAGGAAGGCACCCCGGCGGCGUAUAGUGGACCUGGCCAAAGAUGAGAAUAGCAGUCGAACUCCCAGUGAGGAUCUUACCACAGCAGUGAUAGCAGACAGUAAGAUCACAGACCGACCAAGUCUCUUGACAGGUCGGACGCACAGUGAACCGAUACCAGUUUCGGUCAAUACGACUGAACCAGAUACAGACGAGUCCUCAGUGCAGACACUCGUCCAUCGAUCUAGCGAACAACUCACCCAAGAAGAUGAUUAUAGAGCCAAAGUCGAGGCUCUUCGACAGGAAUUUGGGAGCAACUGGUUGAGCGCGCUUGGAGAUCAGAACUGGCACAAUAGCCACUUAGUAGAAUUGAGCCGAGGGCAAGGCCUCGGACACGAUACUUUACACCGCCCAGGACAUCAGGUGAUUGUCAGCGGUGGACGCACUCUGGGAUGA